Molecule: messenger RNA, 1524 nt
Organism: Purpureocillium takamizusanense
Lineage: Eukaryota; Fungi; Ascomycota; Sordariomycetes; Hypocreales; Ophiocordycipitaceae
Product: Glutaminyl-peptide cyclotransferase
Exons: 2
Coding region: 130-1290 (386 amino acids)
Molecular function (GO): glutaminyl-peptide cyclotransferase activity; zinc ion binding
Source: RefSeq, a predicted model, not a curated record
AUCUGUCUUCAAGCACGACGUGGCCGCGUCGCAGCAACUCCGUGCCAACCACCGCUCUUUAUCACCGCAACCUUUGCUUUCCCGUCUCCCGCCUCUCUCCGCCAUGUGCAUUGCCAUCAAGUGCCGGCGAUGCCCAUGAGAAUGCCUCUGCGCACCAGCGCCGUCCUGCUGCUGGCGACGCUGCUGGCCCUCGUCUGGCCGGCGUGCGCCCUAACGACCCUCGACGACGAUGACCUGCGACAUAUCCCCUCGCCCGGCGACGACUUCGAUAUUCACAAUGGCAAGCUGUUGGCGCCGAUACUGAUCCCCCGCGUGCCGGGAACCGAGGGCUCAGAGAAGACGCAGCGCCACUUUGUCGAUUUCUUCAAGAGUAACUUGCCGGAAUGGCAAGUCCUCUGGCAGAACUCGACAUCAAGGACGCCCGUGACGGGUGACCGGGACGUGCCGUUUGCGAACCUCAUUUUUCGGCGCGAUCCGCCCGGAGCGCCGGCGGGAGAGGUCUCGCGGCUGACGCUCGUCGCGCACUUUGACAGCAAGUACGAGCCGACGGGAUUCAUCGGCGCCACCGACAGCGCCGCGCCGUGCGCCAUGCUGAUGCACGUUGCGAGGAGCAUUGAGAACGCGCUCAAAGCGAAAUGGAGCGCCGACGGGGACCAUGAUGGGCUUGACGUGGCACACGGAAUGCAGAUUGUGCUGCUGGACGGCGAGGAGGCAUUUCUACACUGGACGGACGACGACUCCCUGUACGGCGCAAGGUCUCUUGCUUCAGAGUGGGAAUCUCACUUCCAUUCUUCCAUGUCUACAUAUCGAACGCCGCUCGACUCCAUCAGCCUCUUUGUGCUGCUCGACCUGCUCGGCUCGGCGGGCCCCAAGAUCCCCUCCUACUUCCUCACGACGCAUUGGGCAUACAAGAACAUGGCCCUCAUCGAGAAGCGCAUGCGCGAUCUCGGGCUGCUCGAGAGCAAACCGACGCACGCCUUCUUGCCCGAAACCGAUAAGCACCCCGACCAAUUUUCGGGGUGGAUGACCAUUUCCGACGACCACGUCCCAUUUAUGCACCGUGGCGUGGACAUUCUCCAUGUCAUCCCGUCGCCCUUCCCGGAAGUCUGGCACAAGAUGGAAGACGACGGCGAGCACCUGGACCUGCCGACCGCGCGCGACUGGGCCAAGAUCGUAACGGCCUUUACAGCCGAGUGGAUGGACCUCAAGGGUCACAUGCCGAAGCAGAGCUCAACAAAGGAGAAGCGAAGCGUGACCGCCGCUGCUUCGAGCUCGAGGACUGAGUUGUAGGAAUCGUAUCCUAGACUUUUUGCAUGGAAUCUCUGGCGUCGGCGUUCUUUGUGCGUGUGCGGGCCAGGCUUGGUCUAAUAGAAGACAGCGAAGCUUGCAAUCACGGCCACUAGAGCGGCACGUAGAUUGCUUCUGAAUACGUACAGCCCUUGAUUUCUCUUGAGGGAACAUGCCAAAUAAUUCCCCAAGGUUUGGGCCCUGAUCAAUGCGCACUUGGCAUCGUUCCGCUCCGUG